GGAAAAGGUUUUGUUUCCCUCAGGAAUGGGAAUCUAAAUGCGACCACAGCUCACGUUAUCUUUUGUUUUCAGUUGUAGGUAUUAAGUGUUUAUCUAAUCUCCUGUGGGAAAGCAGCUAUUGCACGUUUCUCUCGUAUUAUGCUGAAGAAGCAGGAUUUUUUUUUUAAGCAAUCUGGGCAGAUGCAAAGAUUAUCGCCACUUAUGUGUGAAGACAGGUGCAGAUGCAGGCUUGGAUUGUGCAAUGGGGAGAAAAAAGAAGUUGAGUUCAGCAUAAUAAGGAAGAUUUAAACAGAGGUUGCUGUAAAAAGGGGCUGCUGUUGUGUGAUUAUGAAACCAUAGCUUAGAAGUGUCCACCCACGCUGAACGAGUAAUUGAACACAAAAAGUCACAAAUGGGAGAACAGCAGGAGAAGGCUUUUCUUUAGCAGGGAAACUGCCUUAACUGCCGUUGAAUUAUUUUGAUAUGUGAAUGGAUAUAGAGAUAUUUUCAUUGCCAACAAAGAAGCUAGGGCAGAAUUUAAGUUGCCUGGUGAUAUUUUGUUGCCUGGUUUAACACAGAACUUGGCAAAGCUCAAACUGAUUAAAAAGGUGGGGGAUACAACAUUGAGGUACGUAUAGCAUAGUGUUUAUGCCUCUUAAGGCUGACAGGAUCUGUUAAUCAUUAUUUACUCAUUCUAGUUACAUUUAUUUUGUUGGACAUAAAUGAAUAAGAUGGUGGAUUAGCUGAGGCAUCUUAAAAGACAUAAGACUGUGAUACAAGCAUAUGUGGGGGGAAUCAGUCACUUCAGUAACAUGGAAAUAAUUUUUGAUUUCAGUGAUGGACAAGUGAAAGGCUAGAAAUCCUGUGUGUAGGAGUGGAGAUUUGUAAAAAGCAGUCAUAAAAUCUUGCAGAUGCAGUAUUUCUGUGGAGAAGAUUUGCGUAUGUGAAAGCUCAGGCACAUGCCCAAAUUACUUCUUGUCUGCAGAGUUGAGGUGUUUGAAGGUGUGUACUCCUGCUGUGGCUAAGACGCUUUGAAACAAGUUAUCUCAGGCUAAAAUAGAUUACCUUUGUGAUGGGUUUGCAGCAAGCUUUGUGAGUUAAUGUGGAUCACCAACCAUCCCUUCAUAACUUGUUGAAACAAAGUAAGCUCAGUUACCUGUCAGAGGUUUCAGUGUAGCUCAAGUUCUGACAAAGAGAAGGUUGAAGAGUCUGUCCCACAGUGCCGUGUAUCUUGCCCUUGGAAUGUUCCUGUGUAUUUUUUGCAAGGUUAGACUGGAAUAUUCUAUCUUUUGGACUAUUGAUCAAAGAUACCGGACAUCACAAGCCUAAAUUCUGCCAUUUCUUGCCUUCCAACUCUUUUUGUAUUUAUCGACUUGAGGUUGCAAUUUGAUUUGAGCUCAGGAGUUGCAUGGAGUGCUGCUUCUACAGAUCCUUCUCCAACUUAGUGGAUUUUAAUCCAUGAGGUGUUAAUUCAAAAAGUAAUGACAAAGGAACAGGGAAGAAUUAAAACAAACAAACAACUGUAAAUAGCUGAAUCCUCAAACGGUAGAAAUUACUGUCUUUCUGCAAGUCCUACAUGCAUUGUAUGUUGAUGAAUGCAUGCCCCACUUCAGAACAACACUGGCAUAUUGUCACACUUACCCAAAUGUAUAGAGUUAAAACUCCUAAACCUCAUUAAAUAAAAAUAAAUAAAAUACAAUCAAGUAGAAAAAGGAGAAGACAUAAAAGCAAAUAAGCUUUAUUAGAAGGAAGGCAGUAGCUAAGUGAAGCAGCUGGAAUCACACUGAAGUCACUCUGAACUCUACGGAUCACUUCAUUCUUCCUUCUGCUACAGAGCACAUAUCUCUGAAUUAGUGUGCUUCCUUCUGAAGAAUAAAGAAGAACGCAGCUGUGCAACAUGACAUUUGAAGAUUUUGAGAACUACUCUUAUUUCUAUGACCUGCCUGAGGAAGAAGAAUCACCCCAGUCCACCCUCAGCAUUGCCCAUAUGAUUUCCCUUUCCUUUUACAGUGUGGCAUUUCUAUUGGGAGUCCCAGGUAAUGCCAUUGUCAUCUGGUUUAUGGGCUUCAAGUGGGAUAAAUCGGUCUCUACACUCUGGUUCCUCAAUCUGGCCAUUGCAGAUUUCAUUUUUGUUCUCUUUUUGCCCCUUUAUAUCACGUACGUAGCAAUGGGCUUCCACUGGCCUUUUGGGAAGUGGCUGUGUAAAAUGAACUCAUUCAUUGCACUACUUAAUAUGUUUGCCAGUGUUUUCUUCCUGACAUUCAUCAGCCUGGACCGCUACAUCCGCCUAGUCCACCCAGUUUUUUCCUACAAGUAUCGGACUAUAAGGAACACCCUCAUUCUCAGUGGGAUCAUUUGGGUAUCGGCUGCAGUUAUUGGUGGCCCUGCCUUAUACUUUAGAGACACAGCUACAGUUCUCAACAAUGUCACCAUUUGCUACAACAACUUCCACGUGCAUGAUAGAGAACUCAUUAUGCUGAGACAUCACAUUCUAAUUUGGGUGAGGCUUGCAUUUGGUUAUCUCUUUCCUCUAGUGACCAUGGUCAUUUGCUACUCAUUGCUGCUCGUUAAAGUGAAGAAGAGAACUGUCUUGACUUCGAGUAGGCUUUUCUGGACCAUUAUUGCUGUAGUUGUAGCUUUCUUUCUUUGCUGGACACCAUAUCACAUAUUCAGCAUUGUGGAGCUUUCUGUUCACCAUGAUGAAAACUUGCACGACUUAUUGCAGGAUGGCAUUCCCCUCUCCACUGGCCUUGCUUUCAUCAAUAGUUGCCUCAAUCCAAUCCUCUACGUUCUCAUCAGCAAGAAGUUCCAGGCCCAGGUCAAGACAACAGUCUCUGAGGUGCUAAAAUUGGCACUGUGGGAGGUGAGCCGCUCAGGAACUGUCAGCGAGCAGCUGUGGAGCUCAGAGAACACCCAUGCACCUGUGCACUAUUGCGAAACUGCUCAGUGACAGCUUGUCACCAUCCGUCUCUGAAAUAGCUGACAGAUUUGGAGGUGUAGUUGACUUCACAUCUGCCAGUCAGAUGUGUGUCUUUGCAAAUACAGUUUUAGAUAAACAGCUGGCUUAACUGUGCUUGCUGCUUUCCUUUAAGUGUUUUUAAAGGACACAUCAUUUGGGCGUGGUGUGGUUGCAAUGUGGACACCCUUAACUGAAAGUUGUCAGCGUAAGUGGAAUUGCUUUAACUGGGUUUUUGAUCAGGAACAUUGUUGUAAUCCUGUUGUUUUGUGGUUCUAUAGCUUAUUGAUAUUAAAAUAACACACAAAAAUAUUCCCCUGAUCCUCACUAAUAGCACCUUUGAUCUAGGCAUCCUCCUCCAAGAGGUCAUGGCCAUACAUUAGUGGCUUGUGAGUGUUCUGACUAUCAAGUAUUGUUUAAAGUAGGAACCACCUGGCUCCAUCCCAGCCUAGUGAAGUUGUCAGUAGCUCCGCUCUGCAAUCAGAGAAGUGUCCCAGGACAGAGAAGACUAACUUGCUGCCUUCUGUUAUCAAGAGAAACAUAGAAAUAAAGUAUUUUCUCCCAUUGUUCUUUGCCUUAUACUCAAAGCUAUACCAGGAGGCUGCUGUUUCUGGUCCCUUAUUCUUGUGCUCUUAAUACUGGUUGGGUACAAAAUACAGAGUAACUGUUUCAUAUAGGAUUUUGGCUCAUUUGAAAUCUGCAAUUAACAGAAAUGGUUCCCAAAGAAUUUGAGAUGUCCAUAUCACAAAUUGUUUUUCUACGUUUAAGCUUUCAGGUUUAGAGAGGUUUACAAUUAUUAGUUGCUCUCUACUUGUCUUGCAAAGAAAGUUUAAGAAGUUGUAUUUUGAGCAUUUUGAACAGUUGAACAUUUUGUCUUAAUGCUAAUCUUCUAAAAAAAAAAAAUCAGUGAAUUGAAUUCAGUGACGUUAAGUGAAUUCAACAAUAUUAUUUGACAAGUCUGUAAUCUGUCCAUUCCUGUAAGAAACAGGCAGCAGUCCCAGUUGUAUUAUAUUCUGUUUGAACCUGUUGCCUGCUGUAGAAUCACACAUGCACCAAUGCAAAUAUACAUGCUGAGUGAACCAAUUUCUGAGGCAAUACCACUUAACUAAGGAGCUGUACAUGGAUAAAACUCUGCUAAAAGUAAAAGCAUAAAGCUUUAGGUAAAUGCAAACUAGUUUUUCCUUUGUUACUGACCUAAGUAUCUAGAGUAAAACUGCCUUUCAGAUAAUCUACAUGCCAACACUCGUAAGUAGCAUUCAUACUUUAAAUUAGGUCUUAUAUGCGUAUAUAUUUUAUACAAAAGCAUAUAUAUGUGCAUGGAUGAGCACAUCCAGAAUUGGUCGCUGUACAAAUAGAAACUGUCUGAUUGUGGUCUGUAACUGUUUCUUUGGGCUCUGGUCUGAAUUUGGAAGAAUGAGGCAGGAUCAGUGGAAUUUCGAUGUGUUUAACUUUGGGCUGGAAAGUUGGUAAGCAGCAUUCUUCCCUGAGUCAUUUGCUGCCUGGUACAGUGACUCAAUGUUUUGAUACCAUGCAGCUAAAUGUGCCUACAUCAACUGCUUGCAGUUUUUCUUCACAUAUUCCGACAUCUUUCUAAGAAUGAUGUGUUAGCACUCCUUUCCUGACUGUACUCCAAGUGGAGUAAUAAAAUUGUUGUUUCCAAA
Messenger RNA from Anas platyrhynchos (mallard), 4596 nucleotides. RefSeq names its product chemerin chemokine-like receptor 2 (gene CMKLR2). Gene Ontology annotation, biological process: complement receptor mediated signaling pathway; inflammatory response; phospholipase C-activating G protein-coupled receptor signaling pathway. The record is from RefSeq and is a predicted model, not a curated record. Gene Ontology annotation, cellular component: plasma membrane. Gene Ontology annotation, molecular function: complement receptor activity; G protein-coupled receptor activity. NCBI's taxonomy places the organism in Eukaryota, Metazoa, Chordata, Aves, Anseriformes, Anatidae.